Hirundo rustica (Barn swallow) is the source of this 2296-nucleotide messenger RNA. RefSeq names its product homeobox A10 (gene HOXA10). The record is from RefSeq and is a predicted model, not a curated record. Gene Ontology annotation, molecular function: RNA polymerase II cis-regulatory region sequence-specific DNA binding; DNA-binding transcription factor activity, RNA polymerase II-specific. Gene Ontology annotation, cellular component: nucleus. Bases 42 to 1127 code for a protein of 361 amino acids. The transcript is spliced from 3 exons. Lineage: Eukaryota; Metazoa; Chordata; Aves; Passeriformes; Hirundinidae. Gene Ontology annotation, biological process: regulation of transcription by RNA polymerase II.
GAAAGGGCUAUCCGCUCCCUUCGCCAAAUUAUUCCACAACAAUGUCAUGCUCCGAGAGCCCGGCUGCAAACUCUUUUUUGGUAGACUCCCUGAUCAGCUCGGGCAGAGGGGAAGCGGCGGGAGCAGGAGGCGGAGGCGGAGGCGGAGGCGGCUACUAUCCCAACAGUGGGAUCUACCUGCCACAGGCGUCCGAUCUGUCCUACGGGCUGCAAAGCUGCGGACUUUUCCCCGUUCUGAGCAAACGCAAUGAAGGUACUUCUCAAAGCAUGGUCCCCAGCUCGCACUCCUACGUGUCAGGGAUGGAAGUGUGGCUAGAUCCCCCCCGGUCCUGUCGCAUGGAAGAGCCGGAGAGCCAGCAGGCCACCUCGUGCUCCUUCGCUCCAAGCAUUAAGGAGGAGAGCUCCUACUGCCUCUAUGACUCAGAGAAAUGCCCCAAGGGCUCAGGCGCCACAGACCUCGCUCCUUUCCCCCGGCUGAGUGCCGAGGUCAGCCCAGCCAGCGGCGGCGGCGGGGUCCCCGUCCCGGGCUACUUCCGCCUCUCCCAGGCUUAUGGCACUUCCAAGAACUACGGCGCGGGGCCAGCCGGGGCUGCCCCUUUUCCUCCGCAGCCCCCCGGCCGCUUCCAGACGCCUCCAUCUUUGCCUCCCGUCCCGGACGCGGGGAGGAAGGAGGAUGAGGAACGCUCUCCAAGCCCCUUGGCGUGCGUCUCCCAGAGGGAGGACGAGACCCAGGCUUCAUCUUCCACCGCAGAGGAGCUCUCUCCAACUCCGUCAGAGAGCAGCAAAGCUUCUCCCGAGAAAGAGCCUGUAGAGAAGGCCAUGGCGAAACACUCCGGAAAGGCAGGGGCUGAAGGCAAUUCAAAAGGAGAAAAUGCAGCAAACUGGCUCACGGCAAAAAGUGGCAGAAAGAAACGAUGCCCCUAUACCAAGCAUCAAACUCUCGAGCUGGAAAAGGAGUUUCUAUUCAAUAUGUACCUGACUCGUGAGCGUCGCCUAGAGAUCAGCCGCACAGUCCACCUCACAGACAGACAAGUUAAAAUCUGGUUUCAGAACCGCAGAAUGAAACUGAAGAAAAUGAACAGAGAGAAUAGGAUUCGGGAGCUCACAGCCAACUUUAAUUUCUCUUGAUGAACCUAUAAAUACAUCUUUAUGGUUUAAAGAGCCAGUAUCAUUUUCCUAGGCUGUAUACAUCCGCACCUGUAUGAAUUAAUGAUUUUAGGCGCUCUCAAUAUGUCCUUAACCUCUUAAGAGCUACUUUGGGGGGUGGGCGGACUAAAGUCAUGCUAAAGCACAAAAUGCCGUGUGUGAACCUCCCCUCUUCCUUCAGCCUUUCCCGGCGCCAAUUUGUUCCUCUAAGCUUUGAAACACACACACAAAAAAUACCAUUUCAGGAGCUGCAAAUAUGCUUCCGCCUAUCUCUCUCGAAAAGUAAACAAUCCUGGUUAAAGGUGCAUUCUCCUAGAAUAUAAGUGCUGUAACUUGGACUGUACGUAGCUGCACAUUGAAGAAUUUAAGCAUCGCCAUAUUUCUAUAUAUUGGGAGCUUUCCCCUUCUCUGUUUGCCUUUUCUCCCCCUCCCCCUUUUUUCCUUCGAAAAGCGGGACUUAAAAUAAUGAAAUGCAGGCAUCCUUUAAAAAGGCUUCACGGGAACGGGUGUUAGGAGUGUUUGGUUUUUUUUUUUUUUUCCCCACUUUCCUUAAAAGUCAAUAUUUCAGCUUUAAAUUUGGCCAGGAAAAUGAAAUAUCUUCUCUUUAAAGGUAUAAAAGGGUUCGUUUUACUCAUGGACUAAAUUAUUACACUUACCUCUGAAUUUCUCUCGCUGGUUGUAGAUAUUUACUUAAUGUAGUUUUGCUUAAAUAUGUGAAUUUGGUGAUUUUCUUUUGUGUCUAUAUAUAACGUUACCAUUGGUAACGCAUGACAAGCACACAGAAAUUCCCCCUUGAGAAGAAAAUAGUCACUUUUUUCCUCACUAAUUUCACUGAAAAGUAUAUAUCCUGAACAUCAGAUGGACUUUCUGAGCCAGAGUCUGAGAUUGUGAGGGAGAACAUAUUCAUCUUCCUUUAUACUGUGAAGUUACAUGCAUUAAAGGGUCAAACAUAUAGGUGAAAAAAAUUAAAAAUAUUAAAAAAGGGGAAAAACUAUAAAUACAGAUAUGAAUAAAUGUCUAUUAUUAUUAAAAUGCCGAUAGUGUUUUAAGCAAAUGCAUUCUAUCAUUAUUAUAAAUGUUAGUUCUAGCUAUAUCUAGUUCUUACGUUAAAUCUGAAUAAAUUAAUAUUGUAAUGCUGCUGUGCGUGAAAA